This is a messenger RNA of Glossina fuscipes, 6222 nucleotides long. RefSeq names its product la-related protein 1 (gene larp). Gene Ontology annotation, molecular function: RNA cap binding. NCBI's taxonomy places the organism in Eukaryota, Metazoa, Arthropoda, Insecta, Diptera, Glossinidae. Gene Ontology annotation, biological process: positive regulation of translation; mRNA stabilization. The record is from RefSeq and is a predicted model, not a curated record. Bases 716 to 6124 code for a protein of 1802 amino acids. Gene Ontology annotation, cellular component: cytoplasmic stress granule; cytosol. The transcript is spliced from 8 exons.
UCAACGGCAAAAACCACAUGUCUUUUUGGUUGUGAGAGAUUAUUUUAAAUAUUACGCUGAAUUGUGAUAAAAAACCCUGUGAAAGUGUGCAAAAGUGACAUCUUAAUAACGCAUUGAUAAUUGAAAUUUAAGAAUCAAUACGAAAUCGUUUUAAAAGGUGUGAAAUAUUGAAAUGAAAAAUUUUCUCUAAAGACUAAAAAUUUUGUUGUUUUCCCACACACAAACACAUACACAACUCGCUAUACAUCAUCGUUUUGACAUAUACUGCGGACUUGUCAAACUACGUAUCGCUUGUCUCGUUUUAUUCGCCGAAUUUCUCCUUCGAAUUUGUCAAUAAGGCAAAACAAAAACAAAACAAGUAACUGUUUGUGCAACGUAACCGAGAGAAAAAGUGCAUUGUAUCUUAAAAAAAAAAAAAAGAAAGAAAAAAAAACAACAACUAAAGUAUCUGGCAAAGUGAAGUACCGCAAUUUGGGUCUGAAAUACGUUUUAUUGUAAAGAAACAAAUUGAGAAUUGUUGUUUCUUAAUUGUUCGAAUUUCGAAACCAUUGCAGAAGUUUAAAAAAACUUGCAAUUGACAUACUACGAGUUUGUUAAGUGGACGAGGAAGCAACAAAGAGUUUCCAAGACGUCUGCUUUUUCGAUUCUGGGGUAAAUAACGCUUGGUACGUUAUUGUACUCUAGAAGAGGUUACUGAAGUGUAUAAGACAAGAUUAUGUCAGCUAGGGAAGAAAUCUCUCCAGGAGGAGCAGCAGCUAAUGUAGCUGCUUCAACUUCGGCGACAUCUGUCAGUUCCGUUACGUCGUACGCCAACGUUUUGCAAAAUUUGGACUCGAAGAAAUCAUCUCCGUCAAUUGCGUCCAGUGAAAGCAAGAACUCUACUACUAGUACCGAUCAGGAUAAUAAAGAAAACCAACCCAAUGUCAAGUCAAUGAAAUCUUGGAGUGAAGAAUCUGCUACUGCCGAUGCCAUUAUUGAGAAUACGACUACUUGUGAGGUAGCUAACGAAGCUGGUUCUUCUGCAGCUGGUGAAAAGCGUGCAGCCGGCAUAAAUACGGAUACAACAGCUGAAAAUUCUUCAGAAAUGGAUGACAACGCAGAUUUUGUACCGGUUAUUUCUCAUCAUCGCCGUGAUCGUAAAAAAGCCCGAAAAGAUAAGAUUCGUCAAGGUAAUAACAAUGGCGAACGUAGCACAGGAACUGGCAGUGGCCAGCCACAAAAUGGUGGAAAUGGCCAAAAGACUGGACAUGGUCAACGACGUGGUGGUGGUGGUGGUGGCGGUGGAGGGGGUGGUGCUGUUGGUGGACCUCAAGAAAAAGAUGGCGAACGCAAGUAUACGGCCCGUCAACGCCAACGUGGUAGUAGUUCGGGACGUAAGGGCGUUGCGGCCAAUGCUGCUGCGGUUAAAACGCAAAAAGAACGCAAAGAUGCAUCUCCAAGCGCUAAUGCGGAGAAUCCCGGUAGUGGAAAUGAAGGCAAAAGUGCCGACGGUGAUGCUCAAACAACAGCUGCUGGAACAGCUGCAGCUCCUACAUCUACACAACCGAAGAAAUUCGUCGCAGCUCCCCCACCAAAAGUUAACGCUUGGAAGAUUACAAAACAACAACAAUCGCAAAGUCCCAAAACAAGUCCGUCGCCAUUAGAUAAACGUGUCUUACAACCAAAACAGCCUAAACAACAACAAUCGCAACAAUACUACCAUCAACCGCAACAGCAGCAACAACAACAGCAACAAGAAAUUCAAGCUGCUGGCAAUAAUAACAACAAUUCCAAUAACAAUAAUCAUAACGCACAGUCUCAACCAAAGACACAAUCCACUAACACAGCAGUUGCAACAACCAUUGUUGUUUCACAGAGUGAUGCUAACGCUCCCGUUGUGAAGGAUAAAAAAAAAAUAAAUCAAAAAGCUAGUGAUUUUAGUAAUGUUGGUGAUUGGCCAAUGUUAAUUGGUGGGAAAAUAACAGGCAACGAAUCAAAACGCUCGACAAAGAAGCGAUAUAAUAAUCAUCAUAAAGACGAAUCCUCUAAUAAUAAUAUAAUCAGUAGCGGUAAAACAUCUGAUAUUAAUCCAAGCAACGCGCAAACUUCUCCUGCCUCUGCAAGUGCUAUCCAUAAUAGUAAUAAUAAUCAGAAAUCUGAUAUAAAUUCAAUUUCUAACGAAAAAUUAUUAGCAGCCACUCCCACAACUAAUAAAGAAAAUCAUGAGCCAAAAUCGAGCACAGUUAACCAAACCGUGGCGCAAGUUGGAGACGUCAUUAGAAACUCGGGAGGCACUGGAAAUACCACCAAUGGUACGCCAGUGUCUGCCUCAAGUUCAAAUGGCAUCAAUAAAAAAAUCCCCAAGCACAAAUGGCGACCUUUACAAAUCGAUCUUGCAAAAUCUAAUCGACCCAAACCGAUUAAUCGUCCACCCAGGAGAGGUUUGCAAACACAAUCUCGUUACCAAGAACACGUCAACAAUCGGAGCGACACCAAUGGCCCGGGUGGAGGAAGCAGCGAUGAAAAGCGUUCAAAUGUGGGAUACAACACUGAAGCAUUACCACGCGAACGCAACAACAUCAGUAAGAAACCUGGGAUUGCUGUUGAGCAGCGCUUUGAUUCCUGGCGUAGCGGCAGCGGAACCGAACGAUUCGACCGCGACUACGACUGUGCGCCCCGUACGCCAAGGCGAUUCCGCACGUCGUACCGCGGCAGCCGCCAGAGCCGUGGCGGAUUCUCAAGACCGGGACCAGGUCGUACGUCAAAUCGCAUACCACGCCAUUUGUUAACCAACGGUGGCGAAUUCGCAACUUAUUUACCGGCAGAUGCUGCCGGUGCAGAACAACCGUUUGUCCUUAUGGGCACCCAUUAUUAUGGCGCCGUCCCUGCAGCGUUUAUUGAAAUGGACGCUCAAAGUGUCAAGGAGGCCAUUAAAAAACAAGUUGAAUAUUACUUUAGUGAAGAAAAUCUUACUGGUGAUUUCUUUUUGCGUCGAAAGAUGGAUGAUGAGGGUUGCAUACCUGUCACUUUGAUCGCUUCGUUUCAUCGCGUUUUAGCUUUGACCACUGAUGUGGCGUUGAUUAUCACUGCUAUCAAAGAGUCCGAUAAGUUGGAGCUACUUGAAGGUUAUAAAGUGCGCACAAAAAUUAACCCUACAGUUUGGCCUAUUAGAGAUUUAAUCGAGCCCGGCAAUCAAAGCAUCUGUAACAAUAGUAAUUCUAGACCUUUGAACACAUUUAAAUCUGCCGCUAAUAAUGGCACUGCCGGUUCAGUGAAUGUCCACAUCGAUACGCCAGAAACGCAAUCUGUGACCGAUCAAAAGGAAAAUUGUGAAAUCACUGAUAUUAAUGUUAAAACUGUUUCUGCUUCCUUGAUGACUUCCGAAUAUGCCAAUGUCAACGAUAAUUUACCUGCCGCCAAUGAGAAAACUUCGUCCUCAUCAAUUGUCACAAUCUCUGAUGAAAUAGCGGUCGCUGUUAAUGAGUCAAAAAUAUUGAAUAGGACAACACCUAUUAUUGCUUACGUACCCGAAGUGCCUCUGCCUCCGAUUCUCACUUCGCCAAUGGCUACUAAACCAUUAAGUUGUAUACCACCACCACCGGUACCACGCAAUCCUCAGAAUUUGGUGCCAUCGAUGUUAUUGCAACAAGAGAGGCAAAUACCGUCCUCACCUCCUUUAAAUUCUAUCAGUGCUCUUACGAAAAAAGUGGAGGCAGCUAAGGCAGCUGAACAAAAGAAAGCGGGUGGAGCGGUGACUGAAUUAGUGGACCAUUUAAGUGGAUUGGCGGAGAGUGUUAAAUCGGCGGUAGAUACUAAACUAAAGAAUGCUAAUCAACCGAAGUGCACAUCGACCCCUCAAAAGAAGAAACAUAACGAAAAACAGCAGCAGGAAGUGAAGCCGUCAGUGAUAGAAGAGGCGACGGCCGCAGAGCCGGCCGAAGGUAUGUGGAAAGAGGUAAAAAGACGCUCAAAAUCAAAUGCUUAUAAAGAUACUAAAUCUGCUACAAACUCGACACAAAUGUCAUCAUCACAAACUCCACAUGGCUCUUCUUCCUCAAUCACAUUUACCACAAACUCCUCUCUCACCACUAUCAACUCCACAUCAAUAACCCUCACAAAAACCACGAACAACAAAAAUCAUACCAAAUCAUCUACCACCGAUUCAUUAACAAAUUCUUCCUCCAAUGCCACCAAUAUCAAUUCCUUUUCCUCCUCCUCUAAAAAAACAGCAGCGUUUUCCUCUACCGGGAGCCACCAUCACGGCCCGACAAUCGAGAAGGAAGAAUUAGAUUUCCAAUUUGACGAAGAACUGAUGGAUCCAAUACCCGCCACUGGACGCGUUAAUAAUUUUACUGAACAUUUUUCUGAUGACGAUGAGUCUGAUUAUGAGUUUGCAGAUCGGGAUAUAAACAAAUUGUUAAUUGUAGCUCAAGUGCAAAGAGCGCCAAAGCACGAGGGCUAUGAUCGCACUGCCGACUACACAACACGCACUAAAAUUACGCAAGAUUUAGAAAACGUGAUAAAUGACGGUUUAGCCAAUUAUGAAGAAGAUCUAUGGACUACCUCAAAUACGGCUAAUAAUUAUCGUACUGUAAAUGUUAUAUCGCAAGAAGACUUUGAAAAGUUAUCGGGUCAAAGUAAGCCGCAACAACGUAACCAACAGCCGCCGCCACCACCGCCGCCCGCAUACGAUGACGAAGAUGUUACAUUGAACGCUACGUUAAAUGCAACGCUUGCGAACACAUCAACUAACACUACGUUAAAUUCGACAUUGAAAUCACGACGAGCUCGCUUCUAUGCAGCGCCCAAUACGCAUUUGAUUGAUCCGCGUACGCCACGUAAACGCAAAACACGUCACUCUUCAAAUCCACCGGUCGAGGCUCACGUGGGUUGGUUACUCGACACUGUCGAACAUCGUCCACGCACUGCUUCAAUGGGGUCUUCGGCCGGUACUUCGCCAACUACCUCGUCUUAUGGUUCCUCUGUGCCUCAGUCACUGCCCGUUUUUCAGCAUCCAUCUCAUGCUCUGCUGAGAGAAAACAAUUUCACUCAGCAAGCCUAUCAUAAGUACCACUCGCGUUGCUUAAAAGAGAGAAGACGCCUUGGCUUUGGACAAUCACAAGAGAUGAAUACUUUGUAUCGGUUUUGGUCUUUCUUUUUACGUGAAAAUUUUAAUAAAACAAUGUACAAUGAAUUCAGACAAUUGGCGUUGGAAGAUGCGUGCAAUGGUUUUCGAUAUGGUCUUGAAUGUUUGUUUCGCUUCUAUUCGUAUGGUUUGGAAAAAAAAUUUCGCCCGCAUAUUUACCAGGACUUUCAGGAAGAAACUAUCGCUGAUUAUGAAAUAGGGCAACUAUAUGGCCUCGAAAAAUUCUGGGCAUUUCUCAAGUAUUAUAAAAAUGCUGAUAAACUUGAAGUAGAACCGAAAUUGAAAGAUUAUUUGAAAAAUUUCAAGACAAUCGAAGAUUUUCGUGUUGUUGAGCCGGAAAUCAAUGAAAUGCUACAAGGCGUUGGAAAUCUCAACAAUAAGCGCAAUUUUCAACGUCAUCGAAGUGUUUCCGAAAGCGAUGGAACAAAGGUUAUCGUCGUGAAUGGACGACGACCCAACACCACAAUCACUAAUCGCAGUGACUAUGUUGGCAAUCGUAACGUUCAACAAUAUCAUCAACAACAAUCACAUCACCACCAGCAAUAUCAACAAGGUGGCCAAAACUCGAAUCGUCGACGUGCUGGAUCUUUCGGCAGUGGAACAGUACGUGUACGCAGUGGUUCUUUGGGAAACAAGCCUCAGAUAGUUAAUCGCCACAAUCACUACAGUGGUGGUUCGUUCAAUGAACCAUUAAGACGUAGCGGUGGUGGCAAUGGCAGUAACACAGGUCUGAAUAAUAAGCAACGUCAAUCUCAGCAACAACAGCAACAGCAACAGAAAUUUAAACCCGCCUAUCAAGCACAGAAUAAAGACUCACAUACUAAAGCAAUAACAACGUCAACAAGAACAACAAUAGUAACAGCUGCAACAACGACAACAACGACAACAACAACAGCAAUAAUGACAGAAGAGAGAGGAAAAUCAUCGUCCAUAAAUCAACAAAAACAACAUAUAAACAACAAAAAGUCGACAUUAGCGUCGACAGCGGCGGAAAAAUAAUUCAUUCGUUCCUUCGUUCGCUUGUUAUAAAUUUUAUUUGAUCUUUCAAUUUUUCAUUUCUUUUUUAUAUUAUUAAUAUAUUAUCUUCUAUUCUUAUU